Vigna radiata var. radiata (mung bean) is the source of this 924-nucleotide messenger RNA. Its product is annotated as citrate synthase, mitochondrial-like. The record is from RefSeq and is a predicted model, not a curated record. Gene Ontology annotation, cellular component: mitochondrial matrix. Bases 442 to 729 code for a protein of 95 amino acids. NCBI's taxonomy places the organism in Eukaryota, Viridiplantae, Streptophyta, Magnoliopsida, Fabales, Fabaceae. Gene Ontology annotation, biological process: carbohydrate metabolic process; tricarboxylic acid cycle. The transcript has 6 exons.
AUUAUUUUUAUCUUCCAAACUAUUUAACUAUCUGCUGAAUGGAGAAGGAUAAUAAUCAGAUAACCCAUUUUUUUAACUCGGUUAUUUUAUUAUCGGUUUAUCAGAAAAGUUAUGCAUUUAUGAAGAUUUUUCUAUAGAAUUUAUUAUCGGUCACCAUUGACUGUGACAAAAAACUAUUGUACAUCCAACCUUCAACUGUUAUCGUUCGCCAUUCGCCUUCAACCGUCGUUCACAGUUGGUUUUGCUGCAAUUUCUGUUUUGAAGCACAGUUGAAGGUCGAAACUCUAUUGACGUAUUAUUGCAAUGGAGAAAAUUGCUGAACGGAGUGUUGGCAGGAAGAAGUAAUACAGGUAUGUGAAGUGUCUUCCUCUUCCUCCUCCAUCGCAUUCACCCACCAGCCACCGUUGUCAUCGUUGGAGGAGUUCGGAGUUCGUCGGAGGCAUGUCGUUCACCGCAACUGUUCCGACGUUCACCGUCACUGCAAGCCAGAAAACGUCAUUGGAGGUACUCGGCGGAAUGAGAGGAAUGACAGUUUUAGUGUGGCUUAGGUCAGCUGUUGAUCCAGAUGAGGGAAUUCGCUUUAGGGAAAUGUCCAUUCCUGAAUGCCAAAAAAAGCUUCCAGAUUAUGCUUAUAAGGUAAUUGAUGCGUUACCUGUUUCUGCUCAUCCAACGACUCAGUUCACAACUGGUGUCAUGGCACUACAUGUCAAGCAAAAGAUUCUUUCAUGAUUUUUUACUUUAUGUUUUUUCUCUAUUCUUUUGAGCUAUAACUUUUCUUCUAUAAUUCAAUUGGUUUAUCAAUCUGAUUGAUUUGCUAAUACUUUAAUAAUAUCAAGCCUGAGCAGAGAAUUUUGUACAAAGUUUCAUUAGGAUGACAAUGGAUCAAAGUUUUGCUCAUAUAAAGCUAAAAUUGGGAGGGAGAUC